AUGAUCUACUACCUCAUUCUCGUUGCGACGGCCGCUGUUGCCUCUGCGCAGGUCACCUUCGACCCAGUCACCAAUAAAUUCGUCUGCCCAGCUGAUAAACUUAAUGGCGCCUUCUGUGCGGGUGAUUCUCUCGGUACAAACAUCAUCAUCAGAUGUACAGACGGGGUUGGGCAACCUGGAAACUGCAACGAUAACUUGGCUGGAUAUUUCCCAUUUGGCGUCCGAUCGUCCCUCUGCUGGCAGUCAUCUGCCACAAGUGGAAUUGCCGCUUGCUCCAAGAAUUGCAUUGUCCAAGGCGGUUCCGGUACAUUUAACGGUACUUUGACGCUCCCGGAUUGUAUACCGAUCUCGCAGUCCUCUUCCUCCGUUGAAAGCACGACAGUUUCGACCUACGUCCCAUCUUCUCAAUCUUCUAAUGUGAGCACGACAACUUCGACCUAUGUUCAACCUUCGAGCACACCCGAGUCUAGCACCACUUUGACGUACUUAAAUCCUGGUCCUAGCACUUCAUUGUCGUCAAACAUCACCAGCACUUACGUCAACCCAGGCCAUUCGACUGUAACGAUCACCUCUACGGGAACCGUUACUACGACCUGCGUUACCGAUGGGACAACCACCACCAGCACUGUUGUCUUCACGACCACAUAUUGCCCGGACUCCUCCCCCGUUCUCCCACCUAGUCUCCCCACGGGUCUGACAUCAACCUACGUCCAGCCCUCAGGUCCCUCCACGGAUCUGACAUUUACCUACUUCCAGCCCUCAGGAACCCCUGGUACCGUCAGUCCAUCCGGGUCUCCUGUCCCCAGCGGAAAUGGGACCCUUCCAACCACGGUACCUGCAUCCGGCUCUGGCUCUGGCUCUGCGACAGCCACUCCAGUCGGUCCCACAGCGAGCCCGUCCAGCACCGGCCCUGUCCUGAGCAACGACGCAAUAGGCCACUUCCGCACUCCCGGCGCGGGUCUUGCCGCGCUCUGCUUGUUCGUUGUAUACUUCCUCUAA
Drepanopeziza brunnea f. sp. 'multigermtubi' MB_m1 is the source of this 999-nucleotide messenger RNA. RefSeq lists its product as uncharacterized. The record is from RefSeq and is a predicted model, not a curated record. Lineage: Eukaryota; Fungi; Ascomycota; Leotiomycetes; Helotiales; Drepanopezizaceae.